UUUCAUGUUAGCCACUAACUUUACGAUUCGUUUCACUGUUACUCGCCGAUCGUAGUCUCCGUUAACGUUGUUAGAUUUUUUUCAUGACAUGGCAAACGGAAGUGCUGACUAGAAUGACAAAACUGCUGAGUCAUACAAGUUGACCACCUAAUCAGCUUCACCCAACCCAAUUGACCAAAAUAUAUUAUUUUAUAUUUUAAGGACUAAAAAGAGAAAUAAAAUUAAAACCCAUCACAUUCCAAGUCGUCGUCUUUCAUCCACUACUGCAAAAAUCACCAUUGGAGGAAAAACCCUUGCUUCCCGUCACCACUAGUUCCAGAAUCCCAAAACAAGCUCCCAAACAAGAAGCUCUAAUUAGUCGGGCGAUAUCACUUGCAAGGAGAUAAUUGAUUGCGGCGGCGGCAAACCUGGAAAAUUGAACUCCAAUCGGUUGUGUUUUCUCAAAUUCACCCACCAGUGUCGCAACUCCAAGGUGAAAAUCGACGGGAGACUGGGGUUUUUUGUCGAAGGUGAAAAUUGCGAUGGGCUGGAGUUCUUUUGAAGGUGGAAAUCGGGACGAGGGAUUGGGUUUAUGGCGGGUUUUGGAAUAGGGGUUCUCCUCCGCUUAUUUCCUCUUCACUUCCUUCACUUUCGAUCGUGGAGAACCUCUUCAAUCGCCGACGUCGAACUACUCUCUUCUACUCAAUCCCCGCCGCCGCUCCGCCCCGACAGCAGCCCUGCAAAAAUAUUUGCGCCUUCGAGAGACUGCUUUAUCGACACAGGCAACAUAAGGUCGUUGUCUUCUUCGGCCACGUCCCGCCCUACGACUCCAUUUACUUGCAUGGUUUGAGCAACCGCUACUCCGCCGCCGACCUCGUCAUUGAUUUUGUCGCCCAGCCCCUCUCCCUCCUCCCUCCCUACAGGGGCACCGUCGGGAAGCGAAGAGCGGCUUCAACUUCACCAUCGGAGGGGCGACUGCGAUGAACCACGUUUUCUUCACGAGGAACAACCUGACGCUGGACAACACUCCCGAGUCCAUAUAGACCCAGCUCUGCUGGUUCGACGAGUUCUUUGAGAGGAAAGGUUGUAAAGGAACUGCGUUGUCGGCGGCGUACGGGCCGGUGGUGGAGGAUGCGAUGUUCUGGGUGGGGGAGAUUGGACUGAAUGACGAGGGAGGGAGGGAGGGUGGGAGCACUCCUCCUGUUUUUUUUUUUUUUGUUUUUUUUUUUAAAUUACCAUGUCAUCAAGUUAACGGUUUAGUCAGCAAUUCUGUUUGCCUUAUCAUCAAAAAACUGACGGAGUUAACGGAGUUUGACGGAGAGUAACGACCGGCGAGUAACGGUGAAAUGAUUUGUAAAGUUAGUGUCAAAUAAGAAAGAGAAAUAAUUCGAGUGGAAAACAUGAAAAAUUUAUAUAAUUUGAGUGACCAAACGUGUAAUUUAACCGUAAUUCUAGUGAUAAUGUUGUAAUUUAUCCUUGUUAGUAAAGGCCUGACAUUAAAUUGCGGAUCAACCCCGACCCGGCUCGUUUCGGACUUUUCCGAUUCUCAAAUCUCACCCCCCUCCUUCGGUUCCCCCUCGGCAGAGAAGAACUCGCAAAAAAGACGGAACGCCGGCCGCCGUGAGUGUCCACGAUCAGAAACUCACCGGCACCCGCUUCGUCUCCUUCGUCGUAAGAUUCUUGCUAUCUAUCGAAUCAUUCGAAGCUUUGAUUUCACGUUUCAGUUACCAAUUGCAAAUUUUAUGCCGAACUGAUUUGUGAAAUCGGGCCCGGUUGGUGCAGCCAAGAACGCAGGUCAAAAGAUGCUUCGAAUUCAACUAAAGAAGCAGACUUCUGAUGUCGGGGCGGCAAUAAAGUCUCUUCCGGUUGAGACCGUCACCGUUGCUUGCCCUGACCACCUUGUCCUUGCUGAUCUUCCCGUAGCCAAGGGCAUUGGAGCAGCCACCGCCGCUACUGUGGUGAAGAAUGCCGGCCGGAGGUCCCGUCGCCAGCUCGGAGAGCGAGUGCACUUCUGCGUCCGAUGUGAUUUUCCAAUCGCUAUCUAUGGUCGCCUGGUAUGCUUUGAUUACGACUUUUGGUGCCCGUUUGCCUUUUCGAACACUUCUUUUGCCGUUUUUCCCAUUUCUCUUGAUUGUGUUCGCAUGUGAACUCAAUUGCUAGCAGCAAAAAUGAUGGCUCUGGAUCCUUCCUUGGUUUCUACGUUUUCCAAGUUCUCUGUCGAUGUGUAACCUUGAGCAUUUUUCAUAUUUCAUUAUGGCGUUCAACUUGCAUAGAGAUAUGUCCAGGUUUAGUGCUAUGACUCUAUAUUUCAAAGCUUCAUACUAGAUGGUCCCUAGUGGCUGUGGCAGUCGAGUUCAUUUCAGUGUGGGGAGGCUUUACAGAAGUUCAACAGAUUCCAAGUUGGAAUGUGCUACCAUGACGAAGUUCUGUAUAGCUAACUGGUUUGUGCAUUUUUGUUGUAUGCAUGCAUUUUAACUUCAGUGGCUUCGCACAGUAAGUGUUGUUGGUGUGGUUUGUUUGACUGAAAUUUUCUGUUUUCUAACAAGUGUCUGUUCUGCAGAGCCCUUGCGAGCAUGCAUUCUGUCUUGACUGUGCUAGGAGUGAUUCAAUCUGCUACCUGUAAGUGUAUAUGCAUUUGCUUUAGCUGCAUAUGUUGAUGGUCUUGUUUUGAAGUGUAAUUUUGGACCAUAAUCAAUACGCAGAAUAUUUAAGAAUGUAUAUAUCAAUCUGCUGUUGUUCAACUAUCUCGGAGGUGAAACUAGUUGAAGUAUAGAUUUUCCCUAGCUCUUUGUUUUUCCAUGUUUUGCCCGCUUGUCCUUGAGCUUUGAUCUUAUUAUGUCAUAUAGAUUAGCUUGCAUUGAUCAGAAAUUAAUGACUGGAAUCUUCAUCUUAUCCGGAGCUAAUUUUGAUGAAUGUCUUGAUUAUUUAUAAAAAAUAGUUUGAAUGUCUUAAUCUGGUACGCUAGUUUGAAAUUGUUUGAUAUGGCUAGUAGCCUCAUGAGUCAUUUGCAAAGUGAUAUCCUCAUAUCCCUCCUAAUUUUUUAUUUCCAUGUCUUCUCUGCAAAAACGUAGAUGUGACGAGCGCAUUCAGAAGAUUCAAACAAUCAAAAUCAUGGAGGGCAUCUUUAUCUGUGCAGCUCCUCAUUGUCUCAAGUCUUUCCUGAAACGAACCGACUUCGAGUCUCACAUUCACAAGAGUCACACAGACCUUCUACAGCCAACUGCAGAGAAUGACAUUGACAACGAAUCAGAGGUCCAGAGUGCUAAACAACCUGCACCAACCGAGUCGACUGCUCGAGCUCCCCCAAGGACCGGUUCGAAUUCUCAGCUUCUUGAUACUGAAGAGAAAGCUCGUAGCAGUAGGCAGCAACCUAGAGAACAACAACACCAACCACUUCAAAGGCCUAUGAUGCCCAAGCCACCACCAUUUUAUGGACAAGGCCCUAAUUACCUGUCUGCAGAUCCACAGAGCGACAGCUCUCGUCCUCCAGGUUUCGACCGACCAAAUUUUCUAGUUCCGAUGAUGCCUCCUCCCCAAUUCGGCCUCUCUCCAUUUCAACCACCUGAUGGAGGUCAGCCCUUCUACGGUGGGCCCUUCGAGAUGGGGCAGAUGGCUGGUAGGCCCGAUUCAGGAGCAGAAGCUGGAGCGGAACAAGGUUCGUUGUUGGGGUUCCCACCGGGUGGUAUGAGCUUCAUGGGGAAUUAUCCCCCGCCUCCUUGGAAUAUGGGUCCGACGCCAGCUGGAAGUCAAGGAAUGUCGGAGGGUUUUUUGAAUCCGUCGGAGUCUCAGGGGAACGUAAAUGUUGGAUUCUUUCAGGGGGACUAUGGAAGACAUAUUCCAGGGGUCCCGCCACCGGUUCCUUCUCCUCAAUCGGCUGGCAUUAAGGGGAUGGAAGGUGGUGGUGGGAUGGAUUAUGGGAGGGAUGGGAAGGGGAUACUGUCCGCGGCGCCACAGCAACAAGCGUAUCUUCACCCGCCUCCGCCGCCCCCAUUGCCUCACCCUUCGCAGAACAAACGAGGGAAGUACUAUUCAGGUGAUGGUGGUCAUGAUGGACAAGGUUUUGGAUGGCAGUCAGAGAAUCGUGAUGGAUUUGGCAGUGGCCAAGAGUAGGAAGAAACUAUGCAUUGUUCAUGUUUCUGGUUGCUCCGUGUUAUUUGUUUCAGAAUGCUUUCUUAAGUCGAUUUCGCCAAUUUUUAAGAAUCCAAUUCUCUCCCCCCCCUACUCCCUCACUGACUUACUGUGUCAAUGGCUGGGUUUCUCGGCGGUAUCCUGCAUCUCUCUAUACAUUCAGGAUAUCUGCUACACUCAACUGUGACCUGAGAACUCCCACGUACCACGAAGUCGGGCACGAAUAUGAUUGGGCUGAUGAUUCCUUCUUCACUGCGUUCGGAAGCCCGAUCUUAAUAUCCAACUGAAAAGCCGGGGAGAUUUUGCUAUCUGGGAUCGCUUGACGAGCCAAGCAUUUUUUUAUCAACGUAACUACUGAUGUAUAAAAACAAUCAUUAUAA
Messenger RNA from Linum trigynum, 4487 nucleotides. NCBI's taxonomy places the organism in Eukaryota, Viridiplantae, Streptophyta, Magnoliopsida, Malpighiales, Linaceae. The record is from the annotation of a GenBank genome assembly.